AUGAGUUCACCUCAGAGCCCCAGUGCUAAGGAGAAGAUGCUCAACACCUUGUGCUACGAGGUGAAUGGCUCUUGCUACAGGACCUUCUUAUACCCCUUUGGAGUCCAGCUGGCCAUUUAUGUGACCUGUGCCUUGGGCACACUGACCAUGGUGCUGGGGAAUCUCCUUGUUUUCAUCAUCGUUUUCUAUUUCAAAGUCCUGCACCCGCCCACCAAACUCCUGAUUCUCUCCCUUGCCCUUGCUGACCUCCUCCUGGGGCUGACCAUGCUUCCCAUCAGCACCAUUUGCUCUGUAGAGAACUGCUGGUAUUUUGGAGAUUACUUCUGUAGGCUGCACACAUUUCUGGACACAGUCUUUUGCUUGACCUCCAUAUUUCAUCCGUGUUUCAUUUCCAUUGAUUGGUACUGCUGUGAACCUUUGCUCUACCCCAUCAAGUUCAUAAUCAAAGUGGCCUUCAUUUACAUUGGGGUGGGGUGGGCAGUGCCUAUGACUUAUACCUCUAUCGUCCUCUAUACAAUGAUCAUAGAAGGACUGGACCAUUUCUUGAAAGACACGCCCUGUAUUGGUAGUUGUCAGCUGCUGUUCAACAAACUCUGGGGGUGGUUGAACUAUCCAGUAUUUUUCUUCCCUUGUCUAGUAAUGAUAGUUUUGUAUGUAAAAAUAUUUGCUGUGGCUAACAAACAAGCCAGGCUGAUAAACAACAUGAGUAAAAGUACUUUGUCUCAGCUACACAUGGGAGCAUCUAAGAGUGAAAGAAAGGCAGCAAAGGCUCUUGUGGUAGCUGUAGGAGUCUACCUCCUGUGUUGGUUUUCCUUUACUUUUGACACUAUGGUAGACAGUCUUCUGGACUUCAUUACCCCCCCAGUUCUGUUUGACAUCCUAAUUUGGUUUGCUUACUCUAAUUCUGCCUGCAAUCCCUUGAUCUACGUAUUUUCCUACCGCCGGUUCAGGAAAGCUGUGAAACAAGUCUUAACUCAUGGGAUCUUUUGCUCCAGAACAUCUACAGUAGACUUGUACCAGGAAUGA
Messenger RNA from Melopsittacus undulatus (budgerigar), 1026 nucleotides. Its product is annotated as trace amine-associated receptor 5. Gene Ontology annotation, cellular component: membrane. The record is from RefSeq and is a predicted model, not a curated record. Gene Ontology annotation, biological process: G protein-coupled receptor signaling pathway. Gene Ontology annotation, molecular function: trace-amine receptor activity. NCBI's taxonomy places the organism in Eukaryota, Metazoa, Chordata, Aves, Psittaciformes, Psittaculidae.